GCCGCCGCCAACCAUCAGGCCCUCAUGCACCACGUCGCCAUGUCCGUGUCAGGGCACCACCCGUCGAUGAUGAUGGCGCCUGGCUUUACGGGGGUGCCCGGCCACUCAGUGCCCUCACCCCAGCACGGCAUUCCCGGCCACCCGGGAGGGCCGAUUUUCUUUGCGGUGCCGAUGUACAUCCCUCAGGGACAAGGCAUGCCGGCGGCGGCAACCGCGGCAACCGCGGCAGCAGAGAGUGCUGCUCAGGCGCCCGCGGCGACGGCAGUGGCGGCGCCGUCGUUGGCGGCUACUGCGGCCGCCGCUGCUGAUCCGGCGCCGACGCCGGUGGCGGAGGCAGCGGCAGCGGCAGCGGCAGCGGCAGCGCCGGGGGUUGUUGACGCGACGGAGGCCGUGCCGGCCCCCUCGGGCAAGAAGACCUGGGCGGUGCCCGCCGGCAUGGGCUACCAGUCGAUGAUGACCUUGCAGAUGCCUCAGUUCGUGACCCAGGCCUUGUCUGGCGAGGAGGGGAACGAGAAGCCUACGCACGCGGUGUGCGCGUAAGUCUCCACCCGCCAAUGGUCUUUGCGAUUUUUUUUGCUGAUUGUUUUGCGGCGAGCCGUGGCGCUUGCUUUUGUUGUUGUUAUUGUUGUUGGGGCAGGGUGUGUGUUUGGUGCAUGGAAGGGAACUCGAAGCGUGUGGUUGGUGUACUGUGUACGGGUGGGGGUGGGAGGAGUCUGCGUGGCUAAGAAGAGAUAGAUGGGGGAAUACAAGUGAGAGUAGCAGGUUGCCCGAUUUUGGGACAAGCAUGCUCGAAAUGGACCUGAUCACGUUCUUGCAACGCUCGUUGCCAAAAGUUUGGCGUGGUGAUGAUGGUAUUUAGACGUCUAUGCUGGGGCCGGGACUUGGCGUGUUAGAGGCUAAAGCGAUGAGCUGCUGUAGCGUUGUCGAGCAAGUAGUGCCAUACGCACCACAGCCCAGCGGCGUGUACAUGUAGUCGCUGUUUGGGUGCUGCUGUGUUAGCCGGGAUCAAUGAAAUGGGGCACAUGCCCACCGCCUUUUUUUUUCUUCAGGGUAGACCUAGCAUACAACUAUUUAUGAGAAUAGUCCUUGGCACCUGUGCUGUGCUUAUGGAGUUGCGUUGUUUGUUUCGUCCACCGUUGGUGGGUUGUGUCCAGCUAAAGAUGGAGGCGCGCAGAAGGGGGGGGGAUAUCAGAGAAAUAAUCAAGACGUACAUGGAACAAGAAUAAACGAAAACGUACAACAUGGUGAACAAAUAAGGGUUUAAAAAGGUUUCUAGUUAGUUAAUCACGGGCGCAGGGUGGUUGUGGCUGCGAGCUGUUUUUUUCUUCUCCCGGGUACUCGCGCAAGUAGAUAGCCCAGCCCGUCCGUGUCAUGGUGACAAUCGUACAGCCGGGUUGGUACAGGCGUUUGGUAGCGUUUAGAAACGCCCCGCAUGACCGUGUGCUCGGUGGAUUGUUUAGAAGUUGUCAAGGAGUCCUUCGUAGUCCGGCCUGUCGUGCAUUUUUCGCGUAGUGGCGGACGGGAAAGAAAGGGGAAGGAUACAACAACGGUAUCAUGCAUAUCGUUUUUAGUAGUGGGGGGGGGUUCGGCAGGCAGAAAUGAAGUGCUUCGUAUCAUCGAAGAAUUCGGCCGUUCGUUUCGUG
Molecule: messenger RNA, 1643 nt
Organism: Ectocarpus siliculosus
Lineage: Eukaryota; Phaeophyceae; Ectocarpales; Ectocarpaceae
Source: the annotation of a GenBank genome assembly